CAAGAACAUAUCCAGCCGUUGAUCCUAUUUCACUGUGCAAAUAAAUACAGAUUAGAGGGACCCUCUCUUCCACACGACAAGUGGGGGCUAUCUCCAUUGUUAGGUGCCUCAAAGCUUCAAACCACAGUCAACGUAUCAAAACCUCUGCAAAACACACAGAUGGAAGUGAAUCAUAGCGGCGACGAUGGUUUCAGUGAAGAAAAAGAUACGCCGGAGACGACGGAGGAACAAACGUUGAACCAGUCGGAGUCGCCGUCGGAGGCGGUGAUGAAAGAAGAGGUUUCUGAAACUCGUUCAAUGGAUGUUAUUCCGAUGCCGAAUCAGAUUCCGAUGACAAUGACAGUUCCGGCGGCGAAGAAGCCGUCGAAGGACCGUCACACGAAGGUGGAGGGACGCGGUCGGAGAAUCCGAAUGCCGGCCACAUGCGCCGCGAGGAUAUUCCAGCUGACAAGGGAGCUUGGUCAUAAAUCAGAUGGAGAAACAAUACGGUGGUUGCUUGAACAAUCUGAGCCUGCGAUCAUUGAAGCAACCGGCACAGGGACCGUCCCGGCAAUCGCUGUUUCAGUCGGUGGGACGUUAAAGAUUCCGACAACAUCACCGGCAAGACCAGACGGUGAAGAUGCUCCGAAGAAACGAAGGAGGAGAGCGUCAAAUAGUGAGUUUGUUGACUUGAAUGAACACGCGUCAAUCUGUUCAGGACUCGCACCAAUAACUCAAAUCGCUUACGGCGGUGGAAGCGGUGGUGAUAACGGUGGUAGUGGUGGUCUAGUUCCGUUAUGGCCUGUGGUAAGUAAUGGUAAUGGUGGGACUAAUACAACAGGGCCAUUUUUUAUGUUCCCAAAUUCAACUAUGAAUCAGCCACAGUUUUGGGCUAUUCCUGCGGCACCGUUUUUCAAUAGACCCGUUUCAGAUUUUGUUUCUACUAUGCAAAUGCAAAAUCAAAAUCAACUUUCAAAUGCUAAUGCUAAUGGUUCAUCUUCAUCCACUUUGGCUCCUAGUUUGAGCUCAGCUUCUACAUCUACUUGUUCCUCUGCGGUUUCUUCUUCAUCUUCUGCGGGACCUACUCAAAUGCUUAGGGAUUUUUCUUUGGAAGUUUAUGACAAGAAAGAGUUGCAAUUUAUGGGUUGUUCUAGUGCAAAUUUAGAGUCACCUCCCACUUCAAAUCCUUCAAAUUGAAGCUCUGUGUGUCUAGAAUAAUUUGCUUCAGACUUCACAAUUUAGGUGUUAAAGUUUAGACAAUGUUUUUUUUAAUUUUUAAUUUGGAAAAAAAUCAUGGAUAGUUUGUGUCUAUCUAAGUUUUGUUUUGUUUAUGUUUUUUGUUUUUGGCUAAUGCAAAAGGACACAUUUUAGAACUUUUUCUAAGGAAAUGUCUCUUUUUCUGUUUAUUUAAUUGUUGUUUUUUAAAGUUUAA
Messenger RNA from Vicia villosa (hairy vetch), 1411 nucleotides. RefSeq names its product transcription factor TCP19. The transcript is spliced from 3 exons. The coding region runs from base 160 to 1176 and encodes 338 amino acids. The record is from RefSeq and is a predicted model, not a curated record. NCBI's taxonomy places the organism in Eukaryota, Viridiplantae, Streptophyta, Magnoliopsida, Fabales, Fabaceae. Gene Ontology annotation, cellular component: nucleus. Gene Ontology annotation, molecular function: sequence-specific DNA binding; DNA-binding transcription factor activity.